Molecule: messenger RNA, 846 nt
Organism: Entrophospora candida
Lineage: Eukaryota; Fungi; Glomeromycota; Glomeromycetes; Entrophosporales; Entrophosporaceae
Source: the annotation of a GenBank genome assembly
AUGGUUAUUCAUGCUUAUAUUCCUGAUCUUGAUCAAAGGACUCACAAUGCCCCAACAGCAUCUCAAGUAGCAGCAAUCUGGAUUAAUGAUGACAUUCGCCAAAAUGUGGUUCAGAAAUGUGAUAUUGAAUGGGCUCCUAAUCAAAUUCCAUACAGAGACAUUUUUUCUGUCCCUGAAAUGAUGGAUAUUGAUAUAAGUCCUAAUGAUGAAGAUAAACACAAUGUGGAACAUGAACAUGGUAAUACUGGAAUACAACAUAGAAAAUUUAACCAAGACAAAAUCCAAAGCAAUCUGUAUCAAGGUCUUCAAGAUGCAGCUUUGCAUGGUGACAAUAAUCCACAACACAUAGAGGAUCUUGUAAAAGCAAAUACAUUAAAUGAAGCCCAACAUGCAGUAUUUGAUGAAAUACAGAAUCUCAUAAACCAAUCUAAUAACAGAAUUGCAUUUGCAGUAGCUUCUUCCGGUAUCACAUCAUUACUAUUGCAUGAUGGAUGCACAGCACAUUCUCACUUCAAGGUACCAAUUCCAAUAAAUGAAAAUGCAACCUGUAACAUCAAAAAGUGUACUGAUCUGGCUAAAUUACUUCAAGAAACUAUUCUGGUUAUUUGGGAUGAAGCUCCAAUGACACGUCACCACAUUCUUGAAACUGUUGACAGAACAUUAAGAGACAUUAUGGAAAAUGAUCUUCCAUUUGGUGGUAUAAUAUUUAUGUUUGGGGGAGACUUCUGUCAAGUUCUUUCUGUAGUUUGCAAAGGCACAAGAGCCCAGAUGGUCAAUGCUGCUCUCAGCAAGUCAUAUCUGUGGCAUUAUGUUUGUGUUUUCACUUUGACAGCCAACAUGCAAUAG